GUCUUUUGUUACUCUACAAAGAAGAAAUAAAUGACUGGCUACUUGUCCUUAUAUCUCUUCACAUCAUGUUGUAUGCUUCCAUGAAAUAUGAUUUCUCUCCAUUUGUGGAUUGGGCUUUCUCAAUAUAGUAGUGCUUUUCUUGAACUGAACUGGAUUUUUGAUAUUUCUCCUUGAAACAUAUGUCUGAUAGUAGUUCUGAAAUGACACUUUCUGCCUACAUAGAAAUAUUAUGAGUACUUAAGGUAUUAAAUAAUUUUUUUUGGUAGAGAUUUGAGUUCCUGAUGAAUGAUUUGCUCUGCACCUUCUUACUAUGGUGAUUUUUGUUUUUGUUGAUUUUGGUGCUAGAUCUCACCCUCAUAAUCACUGUGUAGGAGGGUAUCAGUAUAAAACAAUGAAUUGAAAUUACUUAAAAUUGAAUUUUUAAGUGAUACAGGGUUUUUUGGUGGUUUUAGUGUUUGAUGUUGCUGCAAGGUUGUUACCCUGAGUAAUUGAAAUCUGACUUUACCAAGGGUAAAGGUGUUCUCUUAAGAAAUGAGUAUCAUUUUGAAACAAACACUAAACUAAACAAAACUCUGUUCUUGGUGAAUGCCCAUAUGCUUUCUGGAAGCUUCUCUGAAAUUAAUGAGCAUUGUUAAAAAGAUGAAGGAAAUGUAUGCACUAUGAAGUUUGAUACUGUAAUUUAGAAUAUCUAGUUUUGUAAGUAUUUGUUACUCCAGUUCCCAUCCUUCUAGUAAUUGAAAUACCUAAAGAAUGAAGAGGAAAAAAACUAUACUUUCUUGUCCUACAUAAUUCCAGUAGAGAUACUAAUUCUUAGAGCUACAUCUAUAUUUUCAAGCACAUCAACUUUAAAUAGAAGAAAAUACUGAGGAAAACAUAAAAAAGUUUUUAUAUACUUUUCCUUUUAAAUAGAUGAAGAACUUCCUGAUUACAUUAUGGUGAUGGUGGCCAACAAGAAAAGUCAGGACCAAAUGACAGAGGACCUGUCCCUGUUUCUAGGGAACAACACAAUUCGAUUCACCGUAUGGCUUCAUGGUGUAUUAGAUAAACUUCGCUCUGUUACAACUGAUCCCUCUAGUCUAAAGUCUUCUGAUACUAACAUAUUUGAUAGUAACGUGCCUUCAAGCAAGAGCAGUUUCAGUAGGGGAGAUGAGAGAAGGCACGAAGCUGCAGUGCCACCCCUUGCAGUUUCUAGCACUAGACCUGAGAAAAGAGAUUCCAGAGUUUCUUCAAGUUCACAGGAGCAGAAAACCACUCAUGUCAGACAGAGCUAUGAUGAUGGAGCUGCAACCCGACUAAUGUCAACAGUGAAACCUCUGAGGGAGCCAGCACCCUCUGAAGAUGUGAUUGAUAUUAAGCCAGAACCAGAUGACCUCAUUGAUGAAGACCUCAAUUUUGUGCAGGAGAAUCCCUUAUCUCAGAAAAAACCUACAGUGACACUUACAUAUGGUUCUUCUCGCCCUUCUAUUGAAAUUUAUCGACCACCUGCAAGUCGAACUGCAGAUAGUGGUGUUCAUUUAAACAGGUUGCAAUUUCAGCAGCAGCAGAACAGUAUUCAUGCUGCCAAGCAACUGGAUAUACAGAACAGCCGGGUAUAUGAAACAGGACGUUUGUGUGAACCAGAAGUGCUUAACAGCUUAGAAGAGACUUAUAGUCCCUUCUUCAGAAACAACGCAGAAAAAAUGAGUAUUGAGGAAGAAAACUUUCGGAAGAGAAAGUUGCCUGUGGUAAGUUCAGUUGUUAAAGUAAAAAAAUUCAAUCAUGAUGGAGAAGAGGAGGAGGAAGAUGAUGAUUGUGGGUCCCGAACAGGAAGCAUCUCCAGCAGUGUGUCAGUGCCAGCAAAGCCAGAGAGGAGACCCUCACUUCCUCCUUCUAAACAAGCUAACAAGAAUCUAAUUUUGAAGGCUAUAUCUGAAGCUCAAGAAUCUGUAACAAAAACAACUAACUAUUCUGCAGUCUCACAGAAACAGACACUUCCAGUUGCUCCCAGAACUCGAACUUCUCAAGAAGAAUUGCUGGCAGAAGUGGUCCAGGGGCAAAGCAGGAGCUCUAGAAUCAGUCCCCCCAUUAAAGAAGAAGAAGCAAAAGGAGAUAAUCCAGAAAAGGGCCAAGGAACUCAACAGAGGCAGUUGUUGUCCCGGCUACAGAUUGAUCCAGUCAUGGCAGAAACUCUGCAGAUCAGUCCAGAUUACUAUGACAUGGAAUCCCUGGUCUAUGCAGACACGAGAUCAUUUAUUCUGAAGAAGCCAAAGCUGUCUGAGGAAAUAGUAGUGGCAUCAAACCAAGAAUCGGGGAUGAAGACUGCAGAUACCCUUCGGGUACUUUCAGGACACCUUAUGCAGACACGAGAUCUUGUACAACCAGAUAAACCUGCAAGUCCCAAGUUUAUAGUGACGCUGGAUGGUGUUCCCAGCCCCCCAGGAUACAUGUCAGAUCAAGAGGAGGACAUGUGCUUUGAAGGAAUGAAACCUGUAAACCAAACUGCAGCCUCAAACCAGGGACUCAGAGGUCUCCUCCACCCACAGCAGUUGCAGUUGAUGAGCAGGCAGCUUGAUGACCCAAAUGGUAGCUUUUCACACGCUGAGAUGAGUGAAUUGAGUGUGGCACAGAAGCCAGAAAAACUUUUGGAACGCUGCAAGUACUGGCCUGCCUGUAAAAACGGGGACGAAUGUGCUUACCACCAUCCCGUUUCACCGUGCAAAGCUUUCCCCAAUUGUAAGUUUGCUGAAAAAUGUUUGUUUGUCCAUCCAAAUUGUAAAUAUGAUGCAAAAUGUACGAAGCCAGAUUGUCCCUUCACUCAUCUGAGUAGAAGAAUUCCAGUACUGCCUCCAAAACCAGCAGUUAUAACAGCAACACCAUCUUCUAGUAGUCAGCUGUGCCGGUACUUCCCUGCUUGUAAGAAAAUGGAAUGUCCCUUCUAUCAUCCAAAACACUGCAGGUUUAACACUCAGUGUACACGACCCGAUUGCACGUUUUACCAUCCCACCAUCACUGUGCCUCCACGGCACGCCUUGAAGUGGAUUCGGCCUCAAACCAGUGAGUAACACCCAGUCCUACAUGGCAGAAGAUCGUGAAGUUUGAAAGUUUCCAUCUACUGAUGAAAGAGAUUCUGUAGAACUUGUCAAAUCCUUGAAACUUGGAAUAUAUUGCUUUCAUAAUAUGAAGUUUAUCGCCUAUCUGAAGUAUCUAAUUUUUCAAGUUUGUAAGUUUAUUAAGUGGUUUUAACAUUGGGUGUUUCUGUUGUUUGCCUUGUUUUGACUGAAAGAUUAAGGAAAAACUGAAUUCUAUUAAAACCCUUGGUGUGUUUGUACACUGCUGUUUCAAGUAUCAGCAUGUACAACGUGGCGAUACUAUCAGCACUGAUCGUCCAGUUUGGGGCUGCAUGUUGUUGUGUGCGUCUCUGCGUGCGUGUGUGCGCGCACGCACACACAGAAAUGUUGUGAGAGGAGUUUCCUUAUUCCAGAAGUUGGAUUGCUACUUUCACUUUUUCCAGGGAUUAUCCCGUUCUUAAUCCACUAAAAACAAGUGGCCAACAAUGCAGAGGUGGUUUAAAAGAGUCCAUCCUAUUUUUUAAUUUUAAGUGAUUUAGUUUGGCUUCUCGGGUUGUGCGCUGCUUUGGUAAAUGGUUCGAAAUAGCUGGUCCUUCGCCUUCUGGGUAAGGAUGAGUGAGGUGGACAUGUUGGGUGAAAACAGCUGGAAUGGCAACCGCAAAAAAACCCCACAAUUCCUUAAAAUGUUUUCAUUUACUGUUAACACGCUUUUAAAAUAAAUAUUUUGGGGAACUACAUUAUCACAAAAUUAUACAAAAUUUUGUACAAGUAUAUAUACAUAAGUAUCAGAACAGACUUUAAACUCACAAGAUUAUAGCUAUACAUACACAUUCUCCCAUUGUGCAAAACGUUCUCAGAAAUAACUCCACAGAAAACAUAGUUACUGAAGAUAAUUUUUAAAUGUAAAAAUUAUAUUUCAAUAGUUUAUUUUAAAUGACUAUAAUUACAGAGAUCAGAUGGAUAAAUUGCAAAGUAGGUAGGACUAAACUUUUUGACUACUGAGUUUUGUGUGUGUGGUUUUUAAAAUUGUUAAGGCAAGAAGUGUCAAAUACUUUAGAAUUAAACGGAUCACUGAUUUUAAA
This is a messenger RNA of Miniopterus natalensis, 4129 nucleotides long. The record is from RefSeq and is a predicted model, not a curated record. Lineage: Eukaryota; Metazoa; Chordata; Mammalia; Chiroptera; Miniopteridae.